UUCCUGUCUCCCGAGGCCAUGUUUUCCAAGGCCACCGCCAACUUCGUGCAGCAGGUUGACCCCGAGGGGAGCCUCAUCCACGUGUCCCGAGUGAACAACUCGCACAAGCUGGUUCCCUUGGGGCUCGUUGUGAAGCGGAACCGGAUCUGGGUCUGGCAGAAGCCCAAGUACCAGCCCACCGACUUCACCCUCAUAGACUUGCUCCUGGAGGGCGAGGCGCUGGAACCUGGACUGACCGAGACCGAGUUCCUGACCUACGAGGGGACGUACAGCGACGACCACGGCGGGACGCUGCAGGCGGAGGCCGGCCCCGCCGACCUGACCCUGGGGGGCCGGGGCACCUCCAAGCUCCAGGCGGGACUCGGCAAGCUGAAGAAACAGGAGCUGGACGUGAAUAAGCUCCUGAUCGAUUCCCAGGGCAGGUCGGUGGACAUGAGCCACGUGCUGGUGCGGCAGCUGGAUAAGCGGGCCGAGGUGCUGGGCGUGGUGAAGGAGCGGAUCCUGACCACCAGCCCCUGCUCCAUCACCCUCAACAAGACCCAGCAGUGCGCCUUCCGGGUCGUGCUCCGGCUGCUGUGCCUGCUAGGGAGCUCCGUCAAGCUGGAGAUAAGGAAAAGCGGACGCUUCGACAUUUGCCUGCAACCCGGCACAAGCGGAGGCUUCGAGGAGGACUCGGCCUUCAGAUCUAUAUCACCCGGUGACACGGUCGACGGCAAAAUCAACGACCGCUCCAUUCAAGGGGAAGCGCCGCCCAGCAAUCUCCACAACGGUUCGCAGAAAUCGGACCUCCUUCCUCUGGCGGAGCUCCCACAGCCAAUCCGAAACACCUUGUUUGAGAAGCUCCAAGAGAUUCUGGGGGACAGAGCUGUGCUGUUGUAUCUGCAGUGCGUGGUGAGGGACACAUGGCAUCUCCUUAAUAUGCUAAGACAGGAGCUGGAGGAGCUGCGUUGUGGCAGGACGGUCGACACGGCCAUUCUUGAAGAGCUGCCGGAGAUCGUUGACCUGCACCUGCUGGACUCAGCCCGUGUCCCUGAACACACCCAGAGCGAUGUCCCCGCGCACCUGAAAGCAGCACAUAUGCUGCUCAGCGCCAUGGAAGCGACCGAAGCCACCGCGGCACACUCCUUCACACAUCCAAUACUGUUCACGCAGCACACGCGAAACCUUUUCUUCCCCGAGUCCGCUCUUUCAGCCAAUCAAAACUCAAGCAGCCGGCUAUGCAUUUACAAAAACAAAACCAAAAAAAAGCAAGCCAAAAAUAAUUUUGUUUUCUUGUCUCCACAGAUGAGCAGCGAGCCUUUCUCGUUCCAGCCGCUUCCAGGCCUGCUCCUGGACAACCAGGCCUUCCAGCAGGCCGAGCAGCUCCUGGCCUCCGUCGGCACCACGCUGACCAGAGACGGCGAGCGGCUUUGGAUGGAGACAGGAAACGACGCAGGUGUCGGCCAUCUUGUCCUCAGUCUCUGCAUCCACGGCUUGACCUUGCUGAGUGCUGAAGAGUCCUAG
Menidia menidia (Atlantic silverside) is the source of this 1503-nucleotide messenger RNA. Lineage: Eukaryota; Metazoa; Chordata; Actinopteri; Atheriniformes; Atherinopsidae. The record is from the annotation of a GenBank genome assembly.